CAUAUCACCUUUAAAUCACCCACAUAAUCGCAGCCUACCGGGGCUCCCAGUGAUCGGAAGAGCAAGUGCAUCCCGCCAUGGCGAAGAGGGAGGUCUGCGCCCACUUUGCGGCUGCCAGCGCGGCACUGGCGGCGACUCCCAGCCAGAACCAGUCAAAGGCCACGAUGACGGACCCGCGCUUUCGCAUACGACCGCUGCAGCAAGUGGCAUCCGCCUGCACCGGCGCCAUGGUGACCGCCUGCUUCAUGACUCCGCUGGAUGUGAUCAAGACCCGGCUGCAGGCCCAGCAGCAGGCGCUGCUUUCGAAUAAGUGCUUCCUCUACUGCAAUGGCUUAAUGGAUCACAUCUGCCCCUGCGGCCCGGACACGCCCAAUCCGGCAGUCGCCAAGCCCGCUCCCCGCUUUUCUGGCACCAUUGACGCAUUCAUCAAGAUCAGCCGCACUGAGGGCGUCGGCUCGCUGUGGUCUGGACUCAGCCCCACGCUCAUCUCGGCCCUGCCCUCCACGAUCAUCUACUUCGUGGCCUACGAGCAGUUCAAGGCGCGCUUCACCGACAUCCAUUACAAGUAUGUAAUGGCCGGCAAAGGGGCGCGCGACAUUCCACUAGCUAUUCCCAUUUUGGUGCCGCUGCUGGCCGGCGUAUCGGCGCGCAUAUUGGCCGUCACCUGUGUCAGUCCCGUCGAGCUGAUCCGCACCAAGAUGCAGUCGCAGCGCAUGACGCACGCCGAGAUGUUCGGCACCAUUCGCCAGGUGGUCCAGUCGCAGGGCAUUUUGGGUCUGUGGCGCGGCCUGCCGCCCACCAUUCUGCGGGAUGUGCCCUUUUCGGGCAUCUACUGGACCUGCUACGAGUACCUCAAGAGCUCCUUCGGCGUGGUGGAGCCCACCUUCAGCUUUAGCUUUGCGGCAGGAGCAAUUUCGGGAUCGGUGGCCGCCACCAUCACCACGCCCUUCGAUGUGGUGAAAACGCACGAGCAGAUCGAGUUCGGCGAGAAGUUCAUAUUCUCAGGUAGGCCCAAUGCUGUUCAGCUUGCAGCUGCAAGCAGAUCCUCCAUUGACAAUGGUUCGGUUUGCAUCACGGCAGAUAAUCCACCAUCCAAGCAACAGCAGCAGGCGGCCACCAAGUCGGUGGCGGUGCGGCUGGCCAGCAUUUACCGCCUGGGCGGACUGCCCGCGAUCUUCUCCGGUUUGGGGCCGCGACUCUUCAAGGUGGCGCCCGCGUGUGCCAUCAUGAUUUCGUCCUUUGAGUACGGCAAGUCCUUCUUCUACCACUACAACAUAGAUCAGCACAAGCGGAGCAACCAGGCGGUGGCCCAGGAAUCGGAACCGGGAUCCUGAACUCCUGCUGAUAGCUACGGCCUUUGUCGACGUGAAAACCCCCCUGUAAAUGUGUACAUUAAUGCCAAAGUUGCCAGGAAAUCGGUGGGCAGGCAUCUCGUCUGCUGAGUUUGGCGAGCCCGUCCAAAUUGUUAAAUUGUAGUGAAAUAAAAUUCUUGUUUUUCCUGGUUCAAAAACACACAACAAACAAGCUGCUGGCCAUUCCUAACCAGCUUAAGCGGAUAAACGGAAGCAAGAGGAAACUGGAAACA
Molecule: messenger RNA, 1585 nt
Organism: Drosophila takahashii
Lineage: Eukaryota; Metazoa; Arthropoda; Insecta; Diptera; Drosophilidae
Gene: Shawn
Product: shawn
Biological process (GO): mitochondrial transmembrane transport
Cellular component (GO): mitochondrion
Source: RefSeq, a predicted model, not a curated record